Daucus carota subsp. sativus is the source of this 1011-nucleotide messenger RNA. Its product is annotated as putative receptor-like protein kinase At3g47110. Lineage: Eukaryota; Viridiplantae; Streptophyta; Magnoliopsida; Apiales; Apiaceae. The transcript has a single exon. Bases 1 to 1011 code for a protein of 336 amino acids. The record is from RefSeq and is a predicted model, not a curated record. Gene Ontology annotation, molecular function: protein binding.
AUGAGUGCGGGAGUUUACAAAUUCUGGAAGUAUAUACUAUAUCUGUUUCUCAUCUGCCCGACUCAAAUCAUCCCAACUUCUGCUGCUAUGGUAAAGGGAAACGAAACAGAUCAACUAGCAUUGUUGGCCUUCAAAGAAAAAAUUAUCCAUGAUCCUCAAGGAGCUUUUAGCUCAUGGAAUAUGUCUCUCAACUUCUGCAGCUGGGCAGGCAUCACAUGCAGCAAACAACACAAAAGAGUCACCAGCAUAAACCUUGCAUCUAAGGCAUUUGUGGGCUCUUUACCGCGUGAUAUAGGAAACAUAAGUUUCCUGACUGAAACUGUUCUUACCAACAACAGUCUUCAAGGCACAAUUCCUCAAGAAGUCGACCGUCUUUUCAGUCUUAAAGUUCUAAGCUUGGGACGAAAUGCUUUGGAAGGAAAUAUACCAGAUACCUUGGGACGAGUUAAUAGGUUAGUCAUUCUUGAACUUUUUUCCAAUAACCUAUCUGGUGCGAUCCCGACUUCUGUUGUCAAUCUCUCAUCAUUGAAUGUCUUCAAUUUGGCCAAUAAUACACUUCAAGGAAGUAUACCAUCAGACCUUGGAUUGACCCAUCACAAUCUACAGAAGAUUCAGCUAUCUGAUAACAGAUUAAGUGGAACGAUCCCUAUAUCACUUUGUAAUGCUUCAAAACUUCAAGUUAUUCACUUGCAGUUCAACAGUUUUACCGGUCCCAUACCUGUAGAUUUUGGACGGUUACUGUUUCUUCAGAAAUUAGUUCUGACAAAUAAUAAUUUAGGAUUUGGGGAAAAGGAUGACUUGAGUUUCAUUAAAUCGUUGAUCAAUUGUAGCAGCUUAAAGAUACUGGAUGUAGGGGCCAAUAAUUUACAAGGAUCACUGCCCAGUUCUGUUGUUAAUCUAUCAACUGAGCUAACAAUGAUAAACUUAGCAGAUAAUCGGAUCUUAAUGACUUUCAUACUGUGUAAACUAGCUAAGAGAGAAAAAGAUAUGAACUACUGUAUUUUCCAUUAG